GCAAACAGUAAUACCCUACAGUAUAAAGCUUUACAAAAUAAAUGGAGAAACGAUUAUUUCAGAAGCUUCCCUACAGAGGGAAUUGAUUGAAAUUUAGCAAGCACUUUUCCACAAUUACAGGAAUGAAAUACAGCAGUGAAAGCUACAGAAACAAAGCCGUAGUUUCCAUUAGACAGCCACUGACCGACAAGGUUGCACAUGAGCCUUUUCGUCAGCGACCCUUUAAUCGGCUCAUUAAAGAGACACCUCUGUGCACCGUCCUUGUCUGACACUACUAAUCCUUCAUAAUAAAAUCAUAGAGGAGGAACGUCACCGUUUGCUUUUCCGUUUGCUUUUAUUUGACAUCCAGGUUGUAUGAAUAGGGGAUUGUUUGACACCGCACCCGUGCUUAUGCGGAAAUUAAGACCUUUCUUUGGAAGUUGAGCUUCCUCAGUAGCUGAAUUAAAUUUUGCGGCUCAAGUUGUAACCCAUUAAUUAGGAUCUGAUGUCAGGAGUAGGGAGGUCUAUGAAAAAGGACUGUUUUGCCUCUGGGGCGCUCUCCUCGUCGUCGCUGAAAGGGACAUUUACUAAAAUCCGACAGAAGAAAGCCAAACCGCACAGGAAAUCCCAGCCAAGGAAGAAAGAGGACAUCGAGAGCGACUGUGAACUUUGCAGGUGCUCGUCCUCCCCGAAUGUUGGUAGCAGCAGAACGGUUCGGCGGAUUCUGACUGCUUGCGUCAUCUCGCUCUUGGCUCUCCUCGGAUCGGUGUCCGUGGACCUCGGCCCAAGCCUGCAGGUAUGGCGGGACACCGAGGCCGCGCUCAAUGAGCUCACUUCGUGCAAGAGCGUCCUCAUUCUCGGGCUCAUUCGGGAGCUGCAGAGUGACCAAGACUCCUGUAACGCCACGUCCCCUGGAGCUUGUCAGCACUUAUCCACCAACAUCAUACCGAGAAUCAGCCACCUCUGUCAUACCCUGGAUCUUGAAGUUAAUGUUUCUGGACAGUUAUGUGCUGAAGAUCAAAAGGAAAUCUGUCAGACACUUCUUUUGGUGCUACCCACUGUCCUUAAUGGCACAGGAGAAAAAGAAGACUCAGAUACAAAUGUCACAGGAACUGCUUUCUCCCUGACCAUUUCAGAGCUCUUGGACCUCUGGGGAGAUCCAGAGCUGGAUAUCUGGAGAGUGAGGUUCAAUCCUGACUGGGCAGAUGUAUUGUCUCUUAAACUUCUCCUGAGGUUCCAGGUGGCUGCCCGAAACACGAGGGAGUCAUUCUCACCCCUGCCCAAUCAACACCUUGUGAAUUCCUGGUAUCACGCGGUGAGCCAUCUGAGUUUUGCUAUGUUGGUGUCAGAGAAUCUGCAGAGCUGUUGGCUGGAAAAGGGCAACGUAUCCCAGCAUGCAACGGGGCUAAGAAAGCCUCCAAUUCUCCUGCCUUUGUGGACUUCCUUCGGCAUGAGCUCAGUCAGCCACACCGAUGCAGUCAUUUACACGCUGGGUGAUGUACAGAACUGCUUGCUGGACAGGGCGAGACAGACUUUGAAGAAGAAAUCGAGAGACUUCAUCUCCACUGUGAGCCUCAAGCUAUGCUUGCUGUCUAUUGCCUGUCUCAUCUAUCCCAUAGUGCUACUGUCCUUUAAGCAGAUGACAGAGUGGAUAGAGAACUAUGCAAGGAGCCUAAAGGAGAGAACUGAGGACCUGAAGCAGGAGAGACGUCUGGCAGAAGACCUCUUGCACCAGAUGUUACCCAAAUCUGUAGCUAAGCAGCUGCGACAGCAGAAACACGUAGAAGCUGAGAGUUAUGAGAAGGUGACAAUAUUCUUCUCGGACAUUGUGGGCUUUACUGCUAUCUCAGCCUCGUGCACCCCCCUGCAGGUAGUGGAGAUGCUGAACAACCUGUACAUGUGCUUUGACACCCGCAUUGACUCCUAUGACGUGUAUAAGGUGGAGACUAUUGGAGAUGCCUACAUGGUGGUGAGUGGCCUUCCGGAGAGGAAUGGGGACCGGCAUGCUGAUGAGAUUGCCAAAAUGUCCCUGGACCUGGUGGCUGCUGUGCGGCAGGUGCCCAUACCACACAUGCCUAGUAAACGGCUGCAGCUCAGGGCUGGCAUCCACACAGGUCCCUGUGUCGCGGGGAUUGUGGGCUACAAGAUGCCGAGAUACUGCCUGUUUGGAGACACUGUCAACACAGCCUCGAGGAUGGAGUCCACCAGCCUGCCUCAAAAGGUUCAUGUCAGCUCUGCCACCUACCUCGCUCUGAAAAAGGAUGAUGCCUAUGAGCUUCAGCUGAGAGGGGAAAUAGAAGUUAAGGGGAAAGGUAAAAUGAACACAUACUGGCUGGUAGGCCACAAGAAUUACAGCGUUCAGAAUGACAGCCUGGUGUGUCACUGGAAUCCCAAUCUAUCAAGAAACAAGAAAGGGGGAGAUGGGAGCAAUGCAUCUGUUGAGCAGUCUAACACUAGCAUCACAGUCUGGAGCAUCAGUGAGAACACUACCCCAGUUUCCAUGGUGGAUUACAGCCCUAAUGGCCGGCCUCUGCCAGAGCCCGCCCACACCACAGCUCCAGAAAGCCCACUGUGCGUGUCGGCGCUGGUGGAGCAGCCCCCAGGCACGCCUGGGACUCUGGGAUCAAUGACCGGAGGGCUCCAGAGCUGCAGCAGUGAAGGUGCUAGCCCCAGACUCUGGACCAGCAAUGGGACAGCUUUCUCUACACAAGGGGGCAAAACUGACCUGCUGCCUGGCUCAGUCCAUCAGGAAUAAACACGCUGGCUCCUCUGGACAGAAUAUGAAUGUAUUGUAUAUAUUGUAUUUUUGUAUUGUUGAAAGAUGGUUUUCAUACAGCAUACAGGUUUUCAUACAAUGCUGUUUUCAUACAGCAUUUCACAAUGGGCAAGGUUUUUUAGAAUUAGUGUUUUCUUAUGUUAAGGAAGAUUCACAACAGAAUUUAGACUUUGCACUUGUAGUCAAAAUGCAUCUUUCUUCCUGUUUUCCCUUCAAAAAGGACUUUUGAAAGGUUCUGUAUAAUUGUAAUAGGAUUAAAUGAAACACUCUAAAACUAAGGUUACAGGCUUAUUUUUUGGUGAUGUAUAGAGACAGGUGAUUUUAUAGGCUAAAAGAGUUAAAAUGUAGAGCAGUCAGAAAUAAAAAAAAACAUUUGACUAUAAAAAGAGGAAAUAUCAACAGAAAAGAACAAUUUUGUCUGGGAAGAAGAUUUAAUAACGGGUUUUAUGCGAUAGAUCUAUAAUGAUCUCAAAAGAAAUAGUUCUCUUACAAAUUGUCCCAAAAGCUACAGCUUUCGAAUACAAUUAAAUGCAAAUUCAUGAACCGUUAACAAGUAUUUUUCACAUGCUGGUCUGUGUAUGGAUGUAAGGAAGAUUACAAACACAUUAUUUGCAUGAACAAUUAUUUAUUCAGAUGUGGUCCUCUUGAGAAAAAAAUAGGCCUUUCUUGCCACAGUUUUAUUCAGAAAAAAUUACAUCAAAUUACCUUGUUUCCAUGAUUACAGCAAUUAUCUGUAGUGCUCACCUGAUGUGGUUUGCCAGUGAAGGAGAAGGCUGGUACACUAAGACUCUAUUGUUUGUUAAUAAAAUGAACCUCAGGUGUAAUUGCACUUGGCUGAUCACAGGACCAGACUGAAAAGCUAGCUUUUGUUGUUGCACACUGCUACUGCCAGAAAUUUACAUUGGGUGGAACAAAGCAAAACUAAAUUUCUAGGGUUAUUUUUUUUUAUAAAUUCUCUUUUACAUGGAGCUUCAUGAAUAUUUCUGUUUUAAUUAGGUUUAUGUUGUUGUUUCAAAUCCUUUUUCCUGCAUGAAUGCCGUGAAUUUAGAAAGAAAACUACAAGCAUGGCAUUGUGAAAAAUUAAAUAAAACUUUUAAAGACUUGCCAGUCACAAAAAAAUGUCAUAGUCAUCUGUGUAUUAUUUUGAGAUCUUCACGUGUAAUCAACUAAAAGCCCACAGCUACAAUUGAAAUAGUCACAAUAAAUUACACACUAAUAAACAGAGUAUAAUAUGCUUUUU
This is a messenger RNA of Lepisosteus oculatus (spotted gar), 3995 nucleotides long. RefSeq lists its product as uncharacterized. Gene Ontology annotation, cellular component: plasma membrane. The record is from RefSeq and is a predicted model, not a curated record. Gene Ontology annotation, molecular function: adenylate cyclase activity; peptide receptor activity; guanylate cyclase activity. NCBI's taxonomy places the organism in Eukaryota, Metazoa, Chordata, Actinopteri, Semionotiformes, Lepisosteidae. Gene Ontology annotation, biological process: receptor guanylyl cyclase signaling pathway; cGMP biosynthetic process; intracellular signal transduction.